UUGGACUUGUUGACACUGAACCGACUAAUUUCCCGAGAUCUAACUCCUUCGUCAGGUUAACUGAGAAUGGCUGGGAAAGUGAAAAAGUUUUAUGAGCUGACAGCUAAGCUGCUGUCUGGGGAAUCCUUCAGUUUCGCUACACUCAAUGGGAAAGUUGUUCUCAUUGAGAAUGUGGCGUCUCUUUGAGGAACAACAAUCAGGGACUACACUCAGAUGAACGAGCUUUACGAUCGUUAUUCCGCCAAGGGACUCGUUAUUCUGGGUGUUCCUUGCAAUCAGUUCGGACAUCAGGAGAACGGCAACAAUGAUGAAAUCCCAAGAUGUCUGAAGUAUGUCCGUCCAGGGAAUGGCUUUGAACCAAAGUUUCAGAUCCUUGAGAAGGUGGACGUGAAUGGAAAGAAUGCACACCCCUUAUUUGUCUAUCUGAAGGAAAAGCUGCCUUUCCCCAGUGAUGAGGCAAUCGCUCUCAUGACUGAUCCAAAGUUCAUCAUUUGGAGUCCGGUGUGUAGGAACGAUGUCUCCUGGAACUUUGAGAAAUUCCUGGUCAGCCCUGAUGGAGAGCCUUACAAACGCUACAGCAGAAAUUUCCUCACCAUUGAUAUUGAGGCAGACAUUCAAGAGCUACUCAAGAGGGUCAAGUAAAGUGUGCUACGACAUGUUUUGGGUGGCUGUAAAGAAUAUCAGUCAUAACCAGCCUCACCAAAAAAGAUUAAUCAGUAGUCACUUGUAUGUUUUGGGUGUCUUAUCACAUUUUCCACUUUCACAGUUAAAGUCUGCAGCAGCACAACUGUGUGAUAUUUCUUAUGCCGUACACUAUGGUUGUUCAACCUGUUUACUUAAUGAAGACACUCCUUGAAGACUUUUUGUGAGGGGAGUUUCUGAUGAAAAUGUAAAAGACUGACUCAGCUACUGUGUAUAACUCAUCACAAAUAUUUUUAGUGGAAAGAAUAAAAAUAAACAUUUAAUGUCAUAGA
Messenger RNA from Toxotes jaculatrix (banded archerfish), 974 nucleotides. RefSeq names its product glutathione peroxidase 1-like. Gene Ontology annotation, molecular function: glutathione peroxidase activity. NCBI's taxonomy places the organism in Eukaryota, Metazoa, Chordata, Actinopteri, Toxotidae. Gene Ontology annotation, cellular component: cytosol; mitochondrion. Gene Ontology annotation, biological process: response to selenium ion; response to hydrogen peroxide; glutathione metabolic process. The record is from RefSeq and is a predicted model, not a curated record. The transcript is spliced from 2 exons.